This is a messenger RNA of Mizuhopecten yessoensis (Yesso scallop), 1725 nucleotides long. Its product is annotated as S-antigen protein-like. Lineage: Eukaryota; Metazoa; Mollusca; Bivalvia; Pectinida; Pectinidae. The record is from RefSeq and is a predicted model, not a curated record. Bases 1 to 1725 code for a protein of 574 amino acids. The transcript is spliced from 2 exons.
AUGCGUGUGUCCGUGCGUAUGUGUGAGCACAUGCGUGCGUGUGAGUGUACAUGUCUGAGGAAUUGUGCAGAUGUUUGUGUGCGUGAGUUAGUUAGUAUGUGUGCGUGUGCAUACCUGAUAAACGAUUCAAUACCGUGGCUGAAAAACGAUUCAAUACCGUGGCUGAUAAAUGAUUUAAUACCGUGGCUGACAAACGAUUCAAUAUUCAAUACCGUUGCUGAUAAACGAUUCAAUACCGGGGCUAAUAAACGAUUCAAUACCGUGGCUGAUAAACCAUUCAAUACCGUGGCUGAUAAACGAUUCAAUACUGUGGCUGAUAAACGCUUCAAUACCGUGGCUGAUAAACGAUUCAAUACCGUGGCUGAUAAACGCUUCAAUACCGUGGCUGAUAAACGCUUCAACACCGUGGCUGAUAAACGAUUCAACACCGUGGCUGAUAAACGAUUUAAUACCGUGGCUGAUAAACGAUUCAACCCCGUGGCUGAUAAACGAUUCAACACCGGGGCUGAUAAACGAUUCAAUACCGUGGCUGGUAAACGAUUCAAUACCAUGGCUUAUAAACGAUUCAAUACCGUGGCUGAUAAACAAUUCAACACCGUGGCUGAUAAACGAUUGAAUACCGUGGCUGAUAAACGAUUCAAUAUCGUGGCUGAUAAACGAUUCAAUUCCGUGGCUGAUAAACAAUUCAACACCGUGGCUGAUAAACGAUUCUAUACCAUGGCUGAUAAACGAUUCAAUACCUUGGCCGAUAAACGAUUCAACACCGUGGCUGAUAAACCAUUCAAUACCUUGGCUGAUAAACGAUUUAAUACCGUGGCUGAUAUACGAUUCAACACCGUGGCCGAUAAACGAUUCAAUACCAUGGCUGAUAAACCAUUCAAUACCGUGGCUGAUAAACGAUUCAACCCCGUGGCUGAUAAACGAUUCAAUACCGGGGCUGAUAAACGAUUCAAUACCGUGGGUGAUAAACCAUUCAAUACCGUGGCUGAUAAACGAUUCAAUAUCGUGGCUGAUAAACGAUUCAAUACCGUGGGUGAUAAACCAUUCAAUACCGUGGCUGAUAAACGAUUUAAUACCGUGGCUGAUAUACGAUUCAACACCGUGGCCGAUAAACGAUUCAAUACCAUGGCUGAUAAACCAUUCAAUACCGUGGCUGAUAAACGAUUUAAUACCGUGGCUGAUAAACGCUUCAACACCGUGGCUGAUAAACGAUUCUAUACCAUGGCUGAUAAACGAUUCAAUACCGUGGGUGAUAAACCAUUCAAUACCGUGGCUGAUAAACGAUUCAACCCCGUGGCUGAUAAACGAUUCAAUACCAUGGCUGAUAAACGAUUCAAUACCGUGACUGAUAAACGAUUCAACACCGUGGCUGAUAAACGUUUCAACACCGUGGCUGAUAAACGAUUCAAAACCGUGGCUGAUAAACGAUUCAACACCGUUGCUGAUAAACGAUUCAAUACCGUGGCUGGUAAACGAUUCAAUACCAUGGCUUAUAAACGAUUCAAUACCGUGGCUGAUAAACAAUUCAACACCGUGGCUGAUAAACGAUUUAAUACCGUGGCUGAUAUACGAUUCAACACCGUGGCCGAUAAACGAUUCAACACCGUGGCUGAUAAACGUUUCAACACCGUGGCUGAUAAACGAUUCUAUACCAUGGCUGAUAAACGAUUCAAUACCGUGGCUGAUAAACGAUUCAAUACCGUGGCUGAUAAACGAUUCCACUAA